CCGCCAUGAUCCAAGCUGAAGAGCUACCAGUCGACCAGAUCCUGAACAGGGCUCUGAACGAGAUCUCCAGCGCCUUACUUUCUGCCAUUACUGCUCGUACCCGAGCCCAGGCCUAUUAUGAGCAGAUUGAGGCUAAAGUUCUUGAGAAACAUCAGGUGAAGGCGGCCGAGGAACUUUCGGCUGCUGAGGCCAAACAUGCUAAGGAGUUGGAGACGGUGGUCCGAGAGAGGGAUGCAGCGGUAACCAAACUGUCCGCGGUUGAAGCUGUAAAAGACGCAGCGGUUAAGCUGAGGGAAGAUACAAAGUUGAAAUGA
Molecule: messenger RNA, 314 nt
Organism: Humulus lupulus (European hop)
Lineage: Eukaryota; Viridiplantae; Streptophyta; Magnoliopsida; Rosales; Cannabaceae
Exons: 3
Coding region: 6-314 (102 amino acids)
Source: RefSeq, a predicted model, not a curated record